Oppiella nova is the source of this 1008-nucleotide messenger RNA. The record is from the annotation of a GenBank genome assembly. Lineage: Eukaryota; Metazoa; Arthropoda; Arachnida; Sarcoptiformes; Oppiidae.
AUGGACUCAAUCCCAUCGGUGGUCAAAGAGGCGGUUCUCGCAGACAUCGAUUCUGGACUCAUAUCCCUGAGUUCACUUCCCGAUACUGAAGUUGGUUCCCUACUUAAGUGUCGAGACGAGCCGUACGAAGAGGACCUCUUAGAAAGUGAUGCAUUCAUCCGCCGAAAGAGCGGAUGUACUAUAUUUCUGGGCUAUACUUCUAAUAUGAUCUCAAGUGGUGUGAGGGAUACCAUUAGAUUUCUGGUUCAGCACAGAAUGAUCGACUGCAUUGUGACCACUGCUGGCGGUGUAGAGGAAGACAUAAUCAAAUGCUUGGGGCAGACAUUUGUGGCCGACUUCAACAUAAGUGGCGCUAAAUUACGAGAUGAGGGCAUCAAUAGAAUCGGGAAUCUAUUGGUUCCCAACGAUAAUUACUGUAAGUUUGAGAACUGGGUUCAACCGGUUCUCAAUCAGAUGUUGAGUGAACAGAAGGACAGCCAACAGAUUUGGUCGCCGUCUAAGAUAAUCACGCGUUUGGGAGAGAAGAUCAAUAACGAGGAGUCGAUCCUGUAUUGGGCCGCAAGGAAUCACAUUCCGGUGUUCUGUCCGGCGCUCACCGAUGGCUCGUUGGGUGAUAUGAUUUACUUCCAUACCUUUCGAAAUCCCGGUCUCGUCAUCGAUAUUGUUCAGGAUAUUCGAAGAAUCAAUACAAUGGCUGUGAAGGCCCGCAAGUCAGGAAUGGUUAUAUUGGGCGGCGGUUUAGUCAAACAUCACAUCUGUAACGCAAACUUAAUGCGAAACGGCGCCGACUUUUCUGUCUUCAUAAACACGGCCAAUGAGUUCGAUGGCAGCGAUGCCGGCGCCCGACCUGACGAAGCCGUUUCGUGGGGUAAGAUUAAGAGAGAGGCAAAACCGGUCAAAAUAUACGCCGACGCGUCCCUUAUAUUCCCACUACUGGUGGCCGAAACGUUCGCCAGAUAUCAUCACUACAGGUGUGCUAAAGACAUGCCUUUUGUUGAGAAUAUAUGA